AUGGAAGGUUACAGAGCUCAAAACUGUCAUGGUGUUUUACGGCCAGCUUCACUGAUAGCACAGUUACCGAUGAUCAAUGAGAGCUUUCAAACUGGAAUGCAGCAAUGUGCCGCCGAGUUUUUCUUGGAUUUCACGCGAGCAUUGGAUAUAACUUCCUUGGAUUAUUGCGACAAGGGAAUUGUUCCAUCACAUUGCGAUACUUCUUUCCUAAACUCUUUCCAAUUUAGUCUGAGAAGUGAGGUAAAAUGUCUUCUCUGUGGAGAUAUCUCAAAAUCCACCACCAAGGAAACAUUGCUUCCGCUACCUGUAAAAAAG
This is a messenger RNA of Paramuricea clavata, 315 nucleotides long. NCBI's taxonomy places the organism in Eukaryota, Metazoa, Cnidaria, Anthozoa, Malacalcyonacea, Plexauridae. The record is from the annotation of a GenBank genome assembly.